AAUGGCGCGGUUUGGAGACGAGGGACCGGCCAGGUACGGCGGCGGACCUGGCCAGGGCGGCUCUGGCCGCGGCGGCGCCGGCGGCGGCGGCAGCAGGCAGGGCGGCCCGCCGGGAGCCCAGAGGAUGUAUAAGCAGUCGAUGGCCCAGCGAGCCCGUACCAUGGCCCUUUACAACCCCAUACCGGUCCGGCAGAGCUGCCUUACAGUCAACCGGUCCCUCUUUCUCUUCAGCGAGGACAACGUGGUGAGAAAAUACGCCAAAAAGAUCACCGAAUGGCCUCCAUUUGAGUGGAUGAUCCUCACCACCAUCAUCGCCAACUGCAUCGUCCUGGCCCUGGAGCAGCACCUGCCCGAGGAUGACAAGACGCCCAUGUCUGCACGCCUGGAUGACACAGAGCCCUAUUUCAUCGGCAUCUUCUGUUUUGAGUCGGGCAUCAAGAUCCUGGCCCUGGGUUUCGCCUUCCACAAGGGCUCGUACCUGCGCAAUGGCUGGAACGUCAUGGACUUUGUGGUGGUGCUGACUGGGAUCCUGUCGUGGGUGGGGUCAGACUUUGACCUGCGGACCCUGCGUGCUGUCCGGGUACUGAGGCCCCUGAAACUGGUGUCUGGAAUUCCCAGCCUACAGGUGGUGCUGAAGUCCAUCAUGAAGGCCAUGAUCCCAUUGCUGCAGAUCGGCCUGCUGCUCUUCUUCGCCAUCCUCAUGUUUGCCAUCAUUGGCCUGGAGUUCUACAUGGGCAAGUUCCACUUCACCUGCUACGACAACGAGACCAACGAGACGCUAGAUGAGCUGCCCUGUGGAAUCUCCGAAUCGGCACGCCAAUGCCCCAGCGGCACAAAUUGCAGUGGUAACUGGGCGGGCCCCAACUACGGCAUCACACAGUUUGACAACAUCCUGUUUGCCGUGCUCACCGUCUUCCAGUGCAUCACCAUGGAGGGCUGGACCGACCUACUCUACGUCAGCAACGACGCCGCUGGGAGCGCCUGGAACUGGAUGUACUUCAUCCCACUCAUCAUCAUCGGGUCCUUCUUCAUGCUGAACCUGGUCCUCGGGGUCCUUUCCGGGGAGUUUGCCAAAGAGAGGGAGCGUGUGGAGAACAGGAGCGAGUUUCUCAAGUUAAGGAGGCAGCAGCAGAUUGAGAGGGAACUGAAUGGAUAUCUGGAGUGGAUCUGUAAAGCAGAGGAGGUCAUCUUGGCGGAGGAGGAGAAUGACACCGGCGACCGAACGCCUUUUGACGGAUCACGACGAAGACCAACCAUCAAGAAGAGCAAAACCGACCUCCUGAACCCCGAGGAAGGGGAGGACCACCUGGGGGACAUGACUGUGGGGUCCCCGUUCGCUCGGGCCAGCAUCAAGAGUGGCAAGGAGGGUUCCAACUUCAGCAAGAAGGAGCGCCGCUUACGGUUCUUCAUCCGGCAUAUGGUGAAGACACAGGCCUUCUACUGGACCGUGCUCAGCCUGGUGGGCCUGAACACGCUGUGCGUGGCCAUCGUGCACUACGACCAGCCGGAGCUGCUCUCCGACUUCCUCUUCUACGCCGAAUUCAUCUUCCUGGGCCUCUUCAUGCUGGAGAUGCUGAUAAAGAUGUACGGACUGGGCACUCAGCCAUACUUUCACUCCUCCUUCAAUUGCUUCGACUGUGCUGUUAUUGUGGGAAGCAUAUUCGAGGUGAUAUGGGCCAUGAUCAAGCCAGGCACCUCCUUUGGGAUCAGCGUCUUGCGAGCGCUCAGGUUGCUGAGGAUCUUCAAAGUGACCAAAUACUGGUCCUCCUUGCGCAAUCUGGUGGUGUCCCUGCUGAACUCCAUGAAGUCCAUCAUCAGCUUGCUCUUCCUGCUCUUUCUCUUCAUUGUGGUUUUCGCCUUGCUGGGCAUGCAGCUCUUCGGGGGCCAGUUCAAUUUUGAGUCCGGCACUCCGUCCACCAACUUUGAUACUUUCCCAGCAGCAAUAAUGACAGUGUUUCAGAUUUUAACAGGAGAGGACUGGAACGUGGUGAUGUACUAUGGAAUCAAGUCUCAGGGUGGCGUUAAUAAUGGCAUGAUCUACUCAAUCUUCUUCAUUGUCCUCACGCUCUUCGGGAACUACACUUUGCUCAAUGUAUUCUUGGCCAUCGCCGUGGACAACCUGGCCAAUGCACAAGAGCUGACCAAGGAUGAAGAGGAGGAGGAACAAGCCACCAACCAGAAGAUCGCCCUCCAGAAAGCCAAGGAGAUGGCAGAGGUCAGCCCGCUGUCGGCAGCCAAUCUCUCUAUCGCAGCAGUGACAGUAAACACUGAGCGUCUCAGCAACACAGAGACUUUUCUGAACUGUAAGGAGCAGCAGAAGAACCAGAGGGCAAGCCAAUCAGUAUGGGAACAGCGGACUAGCGAGAUCCGUAGGCAUAACCUAAUGACGAGCCGCGAGGCAUUAUACAAUGAACUGGACCCCGAGGACCACUGGAAGCAGGUGGCCUACUCGCGACACAUGAAGACCCACCUGGACCGGCCGCUGGUGGUGGAGAACCGCAACAACAACACCAACAAGACCAGGCCCAGCGACCCAGUGUCUCAGGACCAGCGACUGAGCCAGCAGCGCGCCGAAGAGUUCCUACGCAAGCAGGUGCGCCACCAUGAGCGGGCCGGGGGUGGGGGAGGGGGCGGCAGGUCCUACGAGAGGGCGGACUCCAGGGAGCAGUACCGGGGCCCCCACAGCCAGAGCCAGCUGUCACUCAACCACCUGGACUGUCCAGAAGGGCGCAGCUGUGAGCCAUACCGCAGGCAACCCCACAGGAAUCCAGCGGGCCGGCCUAGGGAAGGCCGCAGCCGGACCCCAUGCGGAGAGGGGGGGGGCCCGCCAGAGCAGUGGCGGCCCCGACAGCACCGCCGGCCACUGGAGGAUGAGGACGGAGGAGGAGGCCGGGGGGCCAGGCGCCGAGGACCCGAUGAGGUGGAGGACGCCGACAAUGCAGACGCUAUGGAGAGGAGGCCGAGGCGAAAUCGGCACGGCGUUCAAUCCAGCGCCGACAACAACGGGAGGAGGGACAGGGAGCAUGUGCGGCCCCACCGCCCCAGGAAAGAGGGCCAGGGCAACGGCCCCUACCUGUCCACCAUGCGGCCGGUCCAGCAAGGACUUCCCCGGCAGGACAGCCAGCGCAGUGAGGACAUGGACAAUGUGAAGAACAGCCAGCUGGCCACGCAGGCCCCGGGCAUGAGGACCGCGGUGGGACUCAGCCGCAGCCCCUCCCCGCCAGCCCUGCCUGCCAUUAACGCUAGGGAGCUCGGGGCUCCCAUCUCCUGUCCCCAGCUGCCCGGCGGUAACCCUGGGAGAGCCCCCGAGGGUGGCUUUGUCCCUAUGUGUCCUGACAACUUAAGGAAGAGCGUGGCCACCAAGCUGGAGCACACAGUGGUGGACAUGCCUCCUGUGUACCCCUCCAGCAAUGCCAUCCUGCAGGUGAACAAGAACGCCAACACAGAACCGGCACCCAAGAAGGACGAGGAAAAGAAGGAGGGCGAGGAUGGAGACGGAGAGGGCGACGAGGACGGGCCCAAACCCAUGCCCCCCUACAGCUCCAUGUUCAUCCUGUCCACCACCAACCCCUUCCGCAAGAUGUGCCACUACAUCGUGACGCUGCGCUACUUCGAGAUGUGCAUCCUGUCCGUCAUCGCCAUGAGCAGCAUCGCCCUGGCGGCCGAGGACCCCAUUCAGCCGGAUUCCCCUCGCAAUAAUGUGCUGCGGUACUUCGACUACGUGUUCACCGGCGUGUUCACGUUUGAGAUGCUCAUCAAGAUGGUGGUCCUAGGCUUGGUCCUGCACCAGGGCUCCUAUUUCCGCGACCUGUGGAACAUCCUGGACUUUAUAGUGGUUAGUGGUGCCCUGGUGGCCUUCGCCUUCACGGGGAGCAGUAAGGGAAAAGACAUAAGCACUAUCAAGUCCCUGCGGGUGCUGAGAGUGCUGCGUCCUCUGAAGACCAUAAAACGUCUGCCCAAACUUAAGGCUGUGUUCGACUGUGUGGUGAACUCCCUGAAGAAUGUCCUCAACAUCUUGAUCGUCUACAUGCUCUUCAUGUUCAUCUUUGCCGUGGUGGCCGUACAGCUGUUCAAGGGCCGUUUCUUCUACUGCUCCGACGAGUCCAAGGAGUUUGAGCAUGACUGCAGGGGGAAAUAUCUGGUGUAUGAAAAGGAGGUGGUCAGGUCAGAGAAACGGGAGUGGAAAAAGUACGAUUUCCACUACGACAACGUGCUUUGGGCCUUGCUUACCCUCUUCACCGUGUCUACUGGAGAAGGAUGGCCAGACGUGCUGAAACAUUCAGUGGACGCGACCUAUGAGAAUCAAGGCCCGAGUCCGGGGUACCGGAUGGAGAUGUCCAUCUUCUACGUGGUCUACUUCGUCGUUUUCCCCUUUUUCUUCGUCAACAUCUUCGUGGCCCUCAUCAUCAUCACCUUCCAGGAGCAGGGAGACAAAAUGAUGGAAGACUACAGCUUGGAGAAGAACGAGAGAGCCUGCAUAGACUUCGCCAUCAACGCCAAGCCCCUAACCCGUCACAUGCCACAGAACAAGCAGAGUUUUCAGUACCGGAUGUGGCAGUUCGUGGUGUCUCCCCCGUUUGAGUACAGCAUCAUGGCCAUGAUCGCUCUCAACACCAUCGUCCUCAUGAUGAAGUAUGACGGAUCCUCCAAGGAAUAUGACAUGGUUCUGAAGAACCUCAACAUUGUGUUCACCUCCCUCUUCUCCAUGGAGUGUGUGCUGAAGAUCAUUGCCUUUGGAUUUCUGAAUUAUUUCAAAGAUGCGUGGAAUAUUUUCGAUUGUGUGACAGUCCUUGGGAGCAUCACUGACAUUUUAGUGACGGAGAUAUGGGAUAACUUCAUCAACCUGAGCUUCUUGCGGCUCUUCCGGGCGGCCCGCCUCAUCAAGCUUCUCAGACAGGGAGAGACCAUCCGCAUCCUGCUGUGGACCUUCGUGCAGUCCUUCAAGGCGCUGCCCUAUGUGUGCCUGCUUAUUGCCAUGCUUUUCUUCAUCUACGCCAUCAUUGGGAUGCAGCUGUUUGGAAACCUUGCCCUCAUCGAGGACGAAGACAGUGCGAUCAAUGAGCACAAUAACUUCCGGACCUUUGUUAUGGCCCUCAUGCUGCUCUUCAGGAGCGCUACAGGAGAGGCAUGGCAUGAAAUCAUGCUGGCAUGUCUUGGAGGGAAGGCCUGCGAUCCACGUUCCGGGAAUGUUAAUCCGGAGUGUGGCAGCGAGUUCGCUUACGUCUACUUUGUCUCCUUCAUCUUCCUCUGCUCCUUCCUGAUGUUGAACCUCUUUGUGGCUGUCAUCAUGGACAACUUUGAGUACUUGACAAGGGACUCAUCCAUCUUGGGACCUCACCACCUGGACGAGUAUGUUAGGAUUUGGGCCGAGUAUGAUCCUGCUGCCUGCGGGCGCAUUCAUUAUAAGGAUAUGUACAGUUUAUUGCGAGUUAUCGACCCCCCCCUGGGCUUAGGCAAGAAAUGCCCCCAUAGGGUGGCCUGCAAGAGAUUGCUAAGGAUGGACUUGCCAGUCGGUGACGACAACACUGUCUAUUUCAACUCUACCCUCAUGGCCUUAAUCCGCACAGCGCUGGAUAUCAAGAUAGCCAAGGGGGGUGCAGACAAACACCAGAUGGAUGCAGAGCUGCGGAAAGAGAUGAUGGCCAUAUGGCCCAACCUCUCCCAGAAGAACCUGGACAUGCUGGUUACCCCGCACAAGGCAACCGACUUGACCGUAGGGAAGAUCUAUGCAGCCAUGAUGAUCAUGGAAUACUACCGACAGAGCAAAGCUAAGAAGCUUCAGGCCCUACGGGAGGAGCAGAACCGUACGCCGUUAAUGUUUCAACGCAUGGAGCCCCCUUCCCCGGCCAAGGACGGGGGCCAAGGAGUCACCCACCCCCCGGAAACGCGUCCAGAACCAGUCAGCACUUUGCCCCCAGCAGGAGGCAUGACAGACAGCCAGCCUUGGGUGGGCUCACGCUCACAGGAGAUGUUCCGGAAAGCUGACAGCUGGAGUCCAGAGAGACCACACCAGGAUGACCUGCACAGCAACCAGCAUGACCCUGGGACAGUAGAGAUGAGAGAGAUGAGGCGAGACGGUUACUCGGACAGUGAGCACUGCCCCCCAGUGGAAGGCCAUGGGAGAGCCACUUCCAUGCCUCGGCUUUCAGCAGACUACCAACAGCGGAGACGACCCAGACCCCAUGGAAAUAACCUCAGUGGACGUUCCGGGAGGAGCAUGCAGCUGGACGACUACUCGCUGGAGAGGGUGAUCCCCGAGGACGGCCAGAGACACGGGCACCGGCGACACGAGCGGAGCCACCUAGCCUCCCAGAGGUCGCUGAGCCGCUACACCGACGCAGACACAGGUCAGGGCUCAGGGCUCGGGACCGACCUCAGCACCACCACGCAGUCCGGGGACCUGCCGGCCAAGGACCGGGACCGGGAACGCGGCCGCGCCAAGGACCGGCGACACCACCACCACCACCAUCACCACCACAGCUCCAUGGACAAGGAACAUUGCGGCCACGAGCGAGGAGAGCACGGCCGCAGGCUCCACGACAGAGAACGCCACUGGUCCCGCUCUCCCAGCGAGGGCCGGACCCACAGACAGGGCAGUAGUUCUGUGAGCGGGAGUCCCGUCCCCUCGACCUCCGGCACCAGCACGCCCCGGCGCGGCCGCCGCCAGCUGCCCCCCACCCCCUCAACGCCCCGGCCACAUGUCACCUACUCCCCCGUGGUCCGUAAGGGCACCAACACCCCCCAGGGGGGCCAGCAGAGCCGACUGGCUUCCCCCACCCUUCGCCGUUUUUCUCCUGAGCCCAAGCAAGGCUCCCCACGCUCUGGCCGCCACGCUCAACACUGGGCACCCCCCCCGGACAAUGACAGUGCCCCCUAUAGCCAGGACUACAAGUACGACCGGCACGAGCCGCCCGCCUAUGACCAGGGCACCCCCCAGGGCAACCCGCACCCACACUCACCUAGGACUUCCCGAAAUCCGCCCAACCCCCACGUCCACCCGCCCCCCCGCCGUCUGCCCAAUGGCUACCGCUCGACCUCGCCCUCCCCCCACCGACGCGGCCCCCACCUGGCACCUCACCGCCCCCCCCACCCGAGAGGACCCAGGAAAGGACCUCACGAUCCCUACAGUGAGACCGAUGAAGAUGACUGGUGUUAGCCACAGGGGGUGGGGGGGCCAGCCGGAGGCAGGUGGGGUGGUGCUGUGGGACUCCUGGAUCUAUGAGAAGGUGGAGUGGGAGGCAACAGCCUGAGGCAACAGCCUGAGGAAACAGCCUGAGGAAACAGCCUGAGGAAACAGCCUGAAUCGCAAAGCGGGAGAGACUCCAUUUUGUUUUUUUUUUCUUUUUGUCUUUUCCAUUGCUUUCUAAAAAAUCUGCUGCCGUUUGGCAUCCGCUCGAGAAAUGGGGGGGGGGGGGCGAUCUCAGGAGAUCACUGGGCAGAGGAGAUCACUGAGCGGAGCAGAUCACUGGGCAGAGGAAGCCGGAGCAGAGGGGAGACGCAGGCAUAAGAGAAGCCGCGUCGCUCUGCAUGCUAACGGAUGCUAAAGGCUACAGGCUGGCUGUCUGGAAGCACCUUUACGUGAGGUUGUGGAAGCGCCCCCCCCUGCCACCAGGAACAUUCCGGGUUUGUAUUGAUAUGUACUUUCAGGAUUUCAUUCAUUCGGCAUUAAACACAUUGAGCACUAACAUGUUAGAGGUACGACGUGCACUGAGCAGGAGUAAACGGCUAAGAAAUAACAAAAUGUGAAUUUGUGCUGUACGGCACACAACAAAACUUAUAUUUUUAUGUAUGAAGCAUGAAAAAAAAUAUAUAUAUUUAGCGUACAUUUCUAUAAAUAUUUCAAUAUGAUGUUUGGGUCUUUGCCACUGAGACGGUGAGAGCAUGGCGUAACUAACCGUGCUGUUAAUAUACCAACGUGCUUGUCAUAGCACCCCCUACUGGUAUUCUGUCUUGGUACACCAACGUCCACUUCCUGUCCAAGUGAAAUGCUUCCGGGUCGAGCUGCCACCGCCUGAUAUGAAGGUGCUGUCCAACGCCUAGCCCAGAGCUUAUUGGCUGUUCCCAGUACAACAGGAAAUAUCCCCCCCCCACCACCUCGUAAUGCACGACCUACCCCCAAAGCAAACACACGCACACAUCCUUGUCCCGUUUCCAUGGGAACUAAGAAAAAACAAAAAAGACACCCUUUGCCUCCAAAAAAACAACCUUGGAAAAAAAAAGGGAGAAUGGUCACUUUUCCUUCAAAGACUGAACUGCAAUUAUUGCAAAAACCAACCUCCAUGUUGGCCGGUAUCGAUGAGUUUUAUCAUCACUGUUUACUGUUAGUGACACUAAUGCUGACUGUGACUUCAGCUCCCCAUGUGGGCAGCAGUGUAGCAGGGCGACAUCAAGACAGUGUUUUGGGGGGGUUGGGAGGAUGUAAAGAUGAAUGCCUCCUGCCACCCACCCCCCCUCCCCCCCCACUUUCCAUAGUCCCUUAUACUGGCCCAAACCAGGAAAACGAUGGAAAAGGAGGAGGGGUUCGCCUGGAAAAAAAAAAAAAACUGACAAAUCGUUAAGCAUUUCUUCUAUUGCUUCGUCUAAUUCUACUUGAACAUUCAAGCUUGAUUAUUUUGUUGCACCUGUUUAGCCUUGUUUGACCCUUUAGAGUAAAAUCUGACGGAAUCCUGCAUGAAUGAUAAAUAUACAUAUAUAUUUAACAGAGAGAAGCUUUACUGUGUGAUAGGAGAACAUCUCCCAGUCCUUUUCUAAGUCUGUAGAAAUUCUUUCUUUCUCUCUGUCCAUCGGAAUAAAAUGUUGUGGAAUCGGACAGUGACGCAUUAUUCCACUGUAUUUUUGUAAGUCAUUCCAAAAUAAUGGUAGCAGAGAAAAUGUACCAUGAAACGUAUGCACUAUAUCAUUAUUAUUAUUUGCUUUUUAUAUUGAUAAAUACAAAUGGCCGGGGUGGGGGUGUUGAACGGGUUUGUACAUAGCGGCCCCUAGUGGAGCCUCGUGUCUUUGCUUUCCCAAGAGAAAAAAAAAUAAAUAGAUAAGUAAAGAAAAUAUAAAAAGAGGAGAAUGUACAGAAGAGAGAAAGGGAGAAUUUCUCAGCUUUUAGAGUUAAUUAUAAUAAAUUAUUAUAGGUAACUAUAUAAUGAUGGUAAUGAUGAUGAUUAUAAGAGAGUGGAUCUCUUGUAAACUUGUUUUAUGUGUUUGGAGUCAGCUGUGGUCACCUUGGGGACCAUUAUUGUAUUCUCACUUGUUUUUUCUCUGUUUGCUGUUCGGGUCCUGGAAUUGUGAACACAAUGCGGCUGCUUGAAACAGGUGCAUUGUGGGAUAGAUGCCAUGGCAUUGAAAACCAGUUCUUAGCUCCAGAUACCAAUAACCAUGUGAUGGCUGAGACUGCUACCCUUCUAAAUGAAUAAGAAGGCAGAAUGGGGGAGGGGCAGCUUGUUUGGCAUUGGGUGCUGGACCACAUUGGCGUUUUGUGGUGCUGACCUGUUAAUAGUGAAAAUAGCAUGAACGUAGAGGCAGGUCUGCGCCACGGGCGUAGAUUUGGGUAUGGACAGCAAUGUCCCUACAAAAAUUUUGGGAUUACCAUGUAUAUUUAGAGGCACGGGGAGGGGGUGGUUGGCGCCAAUUUGGUCCCUACCAGUGUUGAAAUCAAACCCACGCCUUUGGCCUGCACCUGCACCUCACAACUGGGGUUCUGAACUGGACUGAAACCAUAAUGGAGGGGUCAAGCUUCAGCCGAGCUGAUGUAGCUACACCUUCUCAAAGACCCAACAGCGACCCCUGAUUCACUCUGCAUGCCCCUAGAUUCCAAGCCGUUGAUAAAUUCUGCUUGGAGGCAUCCCGUACCAAUCUGAGGCGCUUCUCGAACUAAUUCGAAGAAUGUUUCGUUCAGUUUCCUGCUUACCUGAAGGUGAUGGAAUGCACACUUUCCGUACGCUAUGAAUUUCGAGAUGUCUGACUGUGUUUGUAGUUCCAAAUUUGGGUGAACGAACAAUAAUCGGAAUAUCGGUCAUUAAAGGCAUGAUCAAACACUGCAAAAUCCUUUCCGAUUUCUGAAUGCACUGGAAACAUCCAGAAACAUAAGGAAACAUACUAGACAAUAUGAAGCAGUGCUUCUUAAAGCGACAUGCAUGUGAAAUGUGAAACAGGUGAGUGUUGUUUGUUCAUUGACUGUAGGGUGGCGCUGUUGAGUCUUUGGGGAGCAACUUAGGAGGACAGGGCUUUCCAUUAUCUUCAGACACCAGGAGUUUCUGUAACGACAGCCUGCUGUCCUUAGUUUCAUAAUUUGAAGCUGUUCACCAAUUUGCUUUUACUGAGAUGGAGACAAGAAGACGUGGCCUCUUCAGUCAUACUUGACUUCAGUUUCCCCUGGCUUUCUUCACAGUGAGCAUGUUCCUCACCAUCAUCGAGCACACCAGCGAGCAGUAUGCUGAUCGGUUAGCACUACUGCCACCUUCAUCUUCGUCAUCAUCUUCAUCGUCGUCAUGGUUAUCACCCUCAUUCUGUUUGUUGUCGUUUUCACACCGGUUGGCCCUCAGUCACUUCACCUCAUUUUGACCUGUUCAAAGUUGAAUAGAGCAUCAUACAUCAUACAUACCACUCUGUAAAACAUAGAUACUUUUGCACGUGACUCAGUCCCUAUAGAUGCUAGCACACACAAUCUUCACCUUACUUAAUAUUACACUAUUAUAACAUUACCUGGAUAUUAUAAAGUUCUGAGUGUAUCUAGAAAGGUCUCGUUUUAUGCAGAUGUAGCGUCCCAGAAAUAAAAAACACAGGAGGUUCUCUGCUUUGUUUAAAAUGACCGCCACGACACUGACAAGAUACACUUUUCUCUGACUUCUCUUGUGAUAAAUCAUCACAAGGUUCUCUUGGACCCAAAAGCAGUUGUCUGCAGUAUCUUUUCUCCCUGACUUCAUCUAAAGUGUCACAGGACAUGAGGCUACUGGAAGAUCUAAGCUGCCUCUGUCUUGGACUUCCAUUGAUCGCAGGCCAUUUUCGUUCAAAAUCAAACUUAUAGCUCAGAUUUUCACUUUUUGCCGUUUACUGGCACAACAGCGAUUCUGGAAAGACAACAAAGACACUCAGAAAAGUUAAGCCUAAGACACACAGUGUUUCUGCUGAGAAAUAAUAAUGACUUUCUGCAGUGCAAACCUUCGGUUGUUUCUUGCCAUCGUAGCCGGUCCAAAUUGUGUCUUUGUGUUUUUGAGUCCGUGAAGUGAUGGAAGGAUAUCAGCUACAGUGAUUCCCUUCCCAUCUCAUCUCAUUUCAUUGCCUUCGCCCACCAACUUUUUUUUGAGUACUUCUAUAUCCACCCCUAAGCAGUCUCCAAUCAGUCUCAGAGCAUUUGCUCAGCCUAAAACCGGCAGACCUGAGAAUUGUGGCUUCUCUCUACCAUGUCCUGCAAGCCUGUAGAUUCGCCUCUGGCUAACUCUGAGCCUUAAUCAGUCCCAGUGACUGCUGGUAUGCGGUUUUCCCAGUGACAGACAGGAGACCCAAUGGAAGAGAAACCCCAUCCGUUUCUCCAGGAACAGGACCCAAAGCUGGAAUUUCCAUUCAUGCGGCAAAAAGCUCAGCAAGAUUGGAGAAGACGGCGAAGCUUUUCCCUGCAUAAAAAAGGCUGUCUUCCUAACUGGGAAUAUGCAUUGCUGAGUUUUCUACCUGUUUUCUAAGUACGUUCUGUUUCUUUUUAUACGUGUAAUGCCUGUACGUUCCACUAGUGUCGGUUUUUACCCCAGCGAUUUGGUAGUUUCUAGCAACUUCUUGUUAUACAGAUAACAUAGAGGAAGUUAAUUAAGUGUCCUUGGAUUGACAUUGAAAAAAAAAACACACACAACUGCUGGAUUGUGCUAUUCUUUCCUCUCAGGUCUUGCAAGAAUUUCACAAAUGGGCAAGUCUUUCCUGUCAGUUAAAAAAAAAUCCUUCAGUCUCAAGUGAUCUAUUAUACCGUAUAUUUUUCUCUCCUGAAACUUGCACUUGAUAGUGAGUAUGGAUGGGUCACAUGGACACGCAGGUCCAUUCCAGCUCCACGUGCAGCAUGUUCAUCGAUAAAUAAAUGGAUAAAUGCCGACUUUUGGCGUGUGAUUCCACGGUGACAGACACAACGUCUGUACUGCCGUCUGUGCUCCACAAACAGCGUUUCUAAGGUCGUGUCAUACGGCCGUCCUUCAAAUAUGCAUGUUUUUUUUUUUACAUUUCUUUUAAAAGCUGCCCCUGCUUGGUCUUCUCCAAACUUUCCUUCUAUACGAAACUGUUGGAAUUCUGUCCAUUCCUGGCCUCAGUCUCCCUCUUCCCUAAGAUAAGAGCUUGUUUAAAUCAAUAUGCUCAACCCCGUUCUUCUGUUCAAGUCUUUGUCCCCCCCCCCCCCCCGACAGUUUUGUGAGUCUUUUGAGGAUUCGUUCACGUCGACUCACUUUUAUAAGGGCUUCUCUGGAACACUGCGUCACGUUGUCCCCCAACCAGUCUUCUGUCUCGGUACAGAAACGCCUACGUCUGUGUUAUGGUACACACCGCGCCCCUUAACGGAAAGCACACAGGGUGGGCCUGACGUCACAGCCCUCCGUAAUGGCUGCGCUUGUACGUCCGUAUUUGGUGUCCCAGCCAUAGUCAGAGCGCAUUGAUUCCAGUGCCUUAAACCAUAAAUUCCAUCACUGUCACCACCAGCCCCCACCACCCUUAGAUGCCAUGUUUUUAUAUCUCAGUGACUGGCACACAAUAGUAGAUCUUUUACAUGUUCAUUGGCAUACAAUGGUUUUCACUGACCCGCUUCCCAUUCCUGAAACCAACUCUGCUCUCCAUGAGACAUAGUUUUGAACCAUGAGAACAAUUCAGAAGUAAGAUUUGCGAUCAGCUACCCUUUCUGUUCUCACACCAGGUGGGUGGGGCUCUCAAGGUCAAUCACCUUCCUUUCUGUACAUUUGUCCUUAAAAUCACUGUUUGUAUCGGUCAUAAACCUUCAGAAACUAAUUCCCUCGUCUCCAUCCUUUUUUUUCGUGAUUCACUGUCUCUCCAUCUCCAUGAUGUCAGUAUGUCAGUGUGAUGCCUGUUCGACGGUGGCUUCCGUAAGAGACGUCCCACGCCUUUCCAGACGUAGGUUUUCCGUAAAGUGAGUGACUUUACACUAUACUCUUCAACACACAAUCUGCAGGGUAGUAUGAUUGGCGUCGUAACCAGCACAUUCAGAAAUUCAGUGUCAUCCUAGGUAACGGUAAAUGAUAGAAGCAACCAGAUAAAUAGGUCAAUAAGAGAUAGAGGAACAACGUGAAUAUAAGCAAUGGUUUUCGGGGCAGUAGCCAGGAUUGUUAAAAUACAGAGGUCAAAAGUGUGAGCCCUUCGUAGGGGUGUCUCAUAGCGGAUCAUAGUUAUUGGAUAUGUAGAAUUAAAUAUGAGGACUUGACCGUGAUGCCCUCAAUGGAGCUGAUGCAAAGACCCUUGUAGCUAGAGUACUUGCUCUUAAGUGAGCCUACUGAUGUCUGAUCUUGUUGGAUCACCUGAGUGUUGAGCUUGGCUGUGAGGAGCCCAAUCAAGAUGCAGUGGACAACAGAAGACAGGAUGACUUUGACUAGUUCGGUUUUGGUCACCCUGCAUUUCCGGCCAGACAUAGCUGUCUGCUGCCCUAACCGUAUCUGUGGUCAAGCAGAUAUAAGUUUGGCAUUUAAGCUAGCUCCAUUGUGUGCCUAUGUUGAGCACCACAAUAAGUACACAUUUUUUUUGGGGGGGGGGGUCUGUUUGCGCCCCAACUAGGAGGCAUCUGCCACUGUCACAGUAAACGGCUAACCUUCUCUCAGCAUCUCUCAUCUCAUUACCUCGCAUUUCCAGAAUAACACCACCAGUCCAUCAAGUGGAUAUGUACCUAAACGCAGGAGCCACCAGGGAAUUCAAAAGACAAAUCAGAAGAGAUGAUUGAAGACGAAAAAAGAAAAAAAAAAAAAAACCUACUUACAGAACUGCAUGUGUGAUGUGCGAUGUGUGAUGUGCGAUGUGCAUGCCACUGUGUGGGCUCAUCUUCAGGAACAAAGGAAUAGCAGAAAAGUACACACUUACAUAUGAAUAUAGAUGCUUUUAAAAGCAACGUGUUCUUUAUUCUAUUUUUAAAAGCAAGAAAUGUAUAUUUUAUUUCUCUAGACAGACGUUCACAGGGGCCUGAUGAAUCAGACAGAAGUCAUUGAAAUGUCUAAAAACAAACAAAAAAAUUGCUAAAUCACUCCUGUUGAGCGUAAGAAGCUGCUUGAAUCUGAUCAGCUUACUUAUUCUGGGUAAGAGAUCCGUCUCUGUCUUGCUGUCUUUCCCUCUCUUACUCUCCGCAGUUUCUGUCAGUGCAUUUUGUAAUUCCAGAAAGAAUUCUUCCCACUGAAUCAGAAUAAACCAGAGAGAAUGCAA
This is a messenger RNA of Brienomyrus brachyistius, 14373 nucleotides long. RefSeq names its product voltage-dependent P/Q-type calcium channel subunit alpha-1A-like. The transcript is spliced from 49 exons. NCBI's taxonomy places the organism in Eukaryota, Metazoa, Chordata, Actinopteri, Osteoglossiformes, Mormyridae. The record is from RefSeq and is a predicted model, not a curated record. Gene Ontology annotation, molecular function: high voltage-gated calcium channel activity; calcium ion binding. The coding region runs from base 2 to 7156 and encodes 2384 amino acids. Gene Ontology annotation, cellular component: membrane; voltage-gated calcium channel complex; neuronal cell body. Gene Ontology annotation, biological process: calcium ion import across plasma membrane; chemical synaptic transmission.